AGUCGGGUGGCCAGCACUGAAUUUCUGGUUUCCUCCUUUCCCAUGAGCACACUUUUGCAAACCUCCGUGAAAUUGUCAACCUUCAAGUCCUUCUCCCCUCAUGACGACUUACACAAGAAGCAGACUUUCGAUUUCUCCCCAUUAGUAGCAAGGCUUGCUUCUAUUCAUGACUCUGGUUUCAGUUCAAGAGUGUACGGCGAGAGAUGGCGCUUCCUGGGUGAAGCGAGAAGAUUCAGAAACGGGGUUUUGGCGGAAGAGAGGAUAUGCUGGGGGAAUAAGAAGAAGAAGAAGAGGACGGUACUGGUGAAGAACAAUCAGGGUUUUGGGUUCAACGGUGGUGGUGGUGGAGAUGAUGGUGCUACUGCGAGGCUUUUGGCCAAUAUUGGUUUAGCUAUUGGCUUAACUUAUCUUUCCAUGACCGGACAGCUUGGCUGGAUAUUGGAUGCUAUUGUCUCCAUUUGGAUCUUUGCGGUGCUAGUACCAAUAGUAGGUAUUGGUGCUUUCCUCUGGUGGGCAGGACGAGAUAUAAUGCAAGGCACUUGCCCUAAUUGUGGAAAUCAAUUUCAGGUUUUCAAAUCCACUUUAAAUGAAGAGUUGCAGCUGUGUCCUUUCUGCGGUCAACCUUUUUCUGUUGUUGGCAAUGAGUUUGUGAAGGACUCUGUGAAGUUUUCAAACCAAUCUACAACAUUUGGACAGGCAUUCAAAGACUUCACUCGUUCUAGAAAUGGAAAAGAUUCUGGUGGAGCGAUUGAUGUUGAAGCAGAGAUAAAAGAUGCAGACUAACUCAAGACUUAGAAAGGGUGCAUGUAGUGGAGAUUUUUGAAAUUUUUAUACCCCGAAGCGGAAAGGCAUCAUAUUCAGCUAAAAGUGGUGUACAUACAAGAGAAUGGAAUGCAGAGUAGAAGUGCAAUUGUCGCAAAAGUUUUUCACACUGAUGGUUCUCAUUAUGUCACUGCUCUGUAAAUUAUCUUGCUCAGUGAUUAUUUACUAUCUUAGAUGUUAGUUUAUGUCUUUAUGAAGGGAAUAGAAAUUUGUAUCAAAAUUGGAUAUCCUACACAAAUAAGCGUGGGAAAAUUCACUGCUGACUUUUAUAUAAUUUA
Neltuma alba is the source of this 1100-nucleotide messenger RNA. RefSeq lists its product as uncharacterized. The transcript has 7 exons. Bases 43 to 783 code for a protein of 246 amino acids. The record is from RefSeq and is a predicted model, not a curated record. NCBI's taxonomy places the organism in Eukaryota, Viridiplantae, Streptophyta, Magnoliopsida, Fabales, Fabaceae.